This is a messenger RNA of Lactuca virosa, 555 nucleotides long. The record is from the annotation of a GenBank genome assembly. NCBI's taxonomy places the organism in Eukaryota, Viridiplantae, Streptophyta, Magnoliopsida, Asterales, Asteraceae.
AUGGUUCGAAAGAGUUACAAACAAAACAAAAGAGACCGUGAACAACGUCCAUUGAUGAACGAGAUUGUGAGAGCACUCGAAACGGCACUCAUAUAUCAGGCUCCAUCAACAUCUCCAACACCUACUCCAACUCCAAAUCCUCCUUCAUCUCUAUUGUCCAAGUUGAUUACUGUCUUACCUCCACCGCCAGAGUCAAAGAGGAUGUUCUCACCACCGACAUCUCCCCGUCCGGAGAGCUCUAACGUGACAGCACAACCUCCAUUUCCUCGUUCAAAGAACAAUAAGGUGCACCUCCGCUUUUGAAGACCUCAAAUGUGCCACCACCACUACCUCCACCUUAUGUUCCAAAGAAGAAUAAUGAAAAGAAAUGGAGGGUAUGAGAUGGAAGAGCAGGUUCGUGUAAGCUCAAACCAUGAAACGUUGACAGGAUAGUUGAUUCAACAUAUACUGCCGGUUAUUACUAUAUAAUUGCAACAGAAACUAUAAAAAACUUGGCCUUGCCAUUUGUCCGUAUUCGAUUCACUAUAUCUAUUUGAAGUAUUAAUUUGUUGAGGU